UGACAAAUAUUGUCCACAGAUCCAAUGCGAACGAAAUCGAAAAUCCAACCGAGCUAGAAGACUUGAACGAAUCGGAACUGCCGUACAAGUAUUACAAUGACCUCGUUAUACAGAAUAAGCCGAAAUCUGAAGAUGUGGAGUUAUUUCAGACCAAAUUGGAGAGAUUAGAAGACUUAGAUGAUGUCAAACCUGAUGCGUUUGAAAGUGAGGAUAGCAUAGAUUUUUACAAAUCUGAUGCGUUUGAAAGUGAGGAGAAAUUCGAACGAGUCAAACGCGAUGUAAAUGAUACUGAAACAGGUGAUAAAGUUCCUAACAAUGUUACUUUGAGAGUAAUGGGUUUGAGAAUCGAAGAGGCUGAUAAAGAGCCAAAGAUUGUUGAUGAGAUGAUACCAAGUGUACUGCGUGAAACCAACUUCAAGCUAAGGCUCUUUGGUGAAGGCUUCACGGAUGAGACCAUUAUAGCCUUCACCCAUGUUCCUGAGGACUUUGGGACACCCUGUCAUUUCAUGGUCGGUGGGGAGUAUAAGAUCAAAACGGCAGGACCAGAUUCCGGACUCUUUGAGCUGGUCUCUCCAAAACCCAGCGAUGACUACAAGCUGUACAUCUGCGCGAAGCCCUCAGCCAACGUAGACUUCGUCCACCAGGGUCGAGAGCAAUGGAAGAUCCUGGCAGUCCACGACAAACUGCUCCCACUAUGGGCUUCCUUGAUACUAAUCGUCAUCCUUCUGAUGUUGGCGUCCCUCUUCUCCGGUCUUAACCUUGGAUUGAUGGCUCUAGAUAGGACUGAACUCCGCAUCAUCGCGAAUACAGGAACAGAAAAGGAAAGGAAAUACGCUAGGGCUAUCAUGCCCGUCCGAUCCCAGGGGAACUAUCUCCUGUGCACCAUCCUGCUCAGUAAUGUGGCUGUGAACAGCACUUUUACUGUAAUCCUGGACGAUUUGACGUCUGGGCUGGUUGCUGUGAUCGGAUCCACCCUGGCUAUCGUCUUCAUUGCCGAGAUCACUCCUCAGGCUAUUUGCGCCAGACAUGGUCUACUGAUCGGUGCGAAGAGUAUCUGGAUUAUGAAGAUCGUGAUGGGGAUCUGUGCCCCGUUGGCUUGGCCCACAAGCAAGCUCCUGGACUAUUUCCUAGGCGAAGAGAUUGGCACCCACUACAACAGAGAGAGAUUGAAGGAGCUUGUCAAGGUAACGAACCACGUGAAUGACCUCGAUAAAGAAGAAGUGAACAUCAUCUCUGGAGCCUUGGACCUUCGUAAGAAGAAGGUGUCCGACGUCAUGACCAAGCUGAAGGACUGCUACAUGCUGCCAAUCAACAGUGUCCUGGACUUUGAGACGAUGACUGAAAUUGUCAAAUCUGGCUACUCCCGUAUUCCGGUAUACGAGGGUCACCGCGGCAAUAUAAUCACAGUGCUCUUCAUCAAAGAUUUGGCGUUCGUGGAUCCUGAUGAUAAUACGCCGCUGCGCACGCUCUGCCAGUACUACCAGAACCCCUGCAACUUCGUCUUCGAAGACGUUACCCUGGAUGUCAUGCUGAAACAGUUCAAAGAAGGUAACAAAGGCCACAUGGCGUUCGUCCAACGUAUCGAGGAAGGUGACGGUGACCCGGUGUACGAGACCGUCGGGCUGGUCACCCUGGAGGAUGUCAUUGAGGAGAUGAUUCAGGCAGAGAUUGUCGACGAGAGUGACGUCAUAUCGGACAACCGCACCAAGAAGAGACUUCUCCGUCCGAUGAACAAGCUACACGAUAUCGCAGCCUUUGCAGGCCAUCAGCACCAGCGAGUCCACGUCUCUCCGCAGCUUAUCCUGGCUACCUUCCAGUUCCUGAGCACCAGUGUUGAUCCGUUCCGGCCCGACAUGAUAUCGGAGACAGUGCUGCGUCGUCUGCUGAAGCAGGAUGUUAUCCAGCACAUCAGGCUCCGAGGAGACGAAGACAAGAAUGACCCAAAACGGUUCGUCUACCAGGAAGGCAAGGCGGUGGAUUACUUCGUGCUGAUACUGGAGGGCAGAGUUGAGGUGACAGUGGGAAGAGAGAACCUAGUGUUCGAAGCGGGACCCUUCACCUACUUCGGUGUCCAGGCGCUCACCCAGAACGUUGGACUUGCGGAAUCACCAGCUCCGUCGACCCUGGGCUCGUUGCAGAACCUCAACAUGGACUCCAUGCUGCGUCACACCUUCGUGCCUGACUACUCCGUGAAAGCAAUAGUCGAGCUGUACUACCUUACUAUUAAAAGAUCCAUGUACUUAGCGGCCAAGCGUGCCACUCUGAUGGAGAAGGGAGUUUUGAACAAAGGGGGCACCAACGAACAAAUUGAACCGGAAGUUGAUAAGUUGCUUCGCGAGGGAGACACCAAGCUGGAUGACAUAGAAGAGAAGCCAUCUCCGCCCCCUGCUACUGCUACACCAGCCAAACAGUUUACACCUUCGUCGGCGAGCUUCAACACAAACUCAACAUUUAAGUCUCGUGAGUUAGAACCAGCCAAUCAGGAAGAGGAGAAAUUGCUGAAGAAGUAGAUUAUUACUACCAAAUUCUACCACCGAGUAGACAUAUGGCAACACUGCCAGCGAUUUGACAAAUUCGCGGUAAAUGCUUAAUUAUUAAGUAGAUGUUUUAAUUUCAGUUAGUAUUAGAGUUUUUAUAGUAUUUUAUUGCAUUUUCGUUUUUUAAUACGUAGAUUAGAGGGCGUUCAUUGAUGACCAUAGGUAUACUCAUCUCGAAAUAAUUAAAAAAAUAUUACAACUAUAAUAUAAAUAUCAAUAGUAUAAUCACAAUCGAUUUUGUGUAAGGAAUUCUGUAGACAAGUAUUUGACUCAUUUCCAAAAAAAAAAAACAGUCAUCAUGGCCGCCGUCGUUUAGUUGUUAAGUGCAGCUGUGGUACUUAUUUUUAUAUGGCGUAAAGCUGACAUUUAAUCCUAUGAAAUCACGAACAUCACAACGUUGUUAUAAACAAUUACACAAUUAUUUUAUUCUAGUCUCAAACUAGAAUGAAGUUUUUUGAAUAUUUUCAAUUUUUUUUUUACUAAUUUAUGUAAUUUGUACUUCCAAAUGGUGCCUUACGUAGUUCUUGCAUUUAUAUUACAAUUAAUGCAAUUUUAAUCCAAUGUGCAGUGUCCAUUUUGAUGUAAGUGUUAAAUUUGAUAUUUCUUAUUUAAUAUUUUAAUGUACAAUCAAUUGCAAAUAUAAAUUUAUUAUUAA
Messenger RNA from Leptidea sinapis, 3192 nucleotides. Its product is annotated as unextended protein-like. Gene Ontology annotation, molecular function: transmembrane transporter activity. The record is from RefSeq and is a predicted model, not a curated record. Lineage: Eukaryota; Metazoa; Arthropoda; Insecta; Lepidoptera; Pieridae. Gene Ontology annotation, cellular component: plasma membrane. The transcript is spliced from 13 exons. Gene Ontology annotation, biological process: transport; magnesium ion homeostasis. The coding region runs from base 333 to 2510 and encodes 725 amino acids.